Messenger RNA from Xiphophorus maculatus (southern platyfish), 1369 nucleotides. RefSeq names its product natural killer cells antigen CD94-like. The transcript is spliced from 6 exons. The record is from RefSeq and is a predicted model, not a curated record. Lineage: Eukaryota; Metazoa; Chordata; Actinopteri; Cyprinodontiformes; Poeciliidae. The coding region runs from base 48 to 815 and encodes 255 amino acids.
UGGACAGUUUUCUCAUGUUUAAAUCUUUAUUAUUUUCUUUGUGAAGAAUGAAGAGCAAAGAGGACAACGACAUUUAUUCUACAGUGAAUAUCAAAAAUGAAAAACCUUCUCCAGAAAGUCGAGCAGAAGAGGAAGCAUCAACACCCUGUCGCUGCUCUCUGAUGCUGCUGUGUUCUCUGACUUUUUCUGCCCUCUUAGCUGCAAGAAUUGUCAUCACCAUGCAGAUUAAUGUGAUGAUGAUCAAGCAACAGGAAACUAUCAAUAAUGUUACCACAGAAAAUGAGCGACUGAUUGAGGAAAGAAAAAUAAUGGAGGACCAGAACAAAGAGCUGAACAGGACACUGGGACUCAUCCUGAAAUUUGAAAACAUUCCAGCAAAAGACCUCUGCCCUAACAAAGAGUGUAAAGCGUGCCAGAAGAACUGGAUUCCCUUCCAGAAAAAAUGCUACUUUUUUUACAGUCCACAUCCGUGGCUGACCUGGAGUAAAAGUCGAGAUUUCUGUCAGGACAAACAUGCAGAUUUGGUCGUUAUUGAUGAUCUGGAGGAGCAGGAAUUUGUCAGCAAUCACACCAAAUACUACUAUGACAACGACCAUGGAUACUGGAUGGGAUUACAACAAACUAACAACAACUGGAUCUGGGUUGAUGGACGAAGAGACACUCUUGGGUUCUGGGUGAAGGAGAAUCUCCGUACUUCAGGUCCAAAAGCGCUGCUGAUCCCGAAGAGAAAAUUCACAGAAAGUUGGGCCAAAGCAGGUGAUGGUUUUGCAAACAAAUUCAUCUGUGAGCGUGAAGCUCUUCUCGGGUUCAUGUAGCAGGAUUCCUGCAGGAUUGAUACAGCGUGUCAUAGAUUUUUGGUAAAUUUCAGAACUGAACAUGAAAACAUCUUUAUGUUCAAGUUCUCUCACUUUAGAACAGAAAAUAUAUUUAAAAUAAACCCAAAGCAUAAGUUGAUCCAAAGCUUAUUUUGACAGGAAUGUGGAUUCCUGUCCACACUGGGUUCACAUUAGGAGAAUCUGGUUUCAGAGAAUUUAUUUUUGGAGUGGACCAAACGGAGCCCUGAUGUAUGCCACGUCUAGAAAUCUACCUUACUAGAUUUGUAUCACACUCUGCCUUUCUUCAGCAACUUUUGGUAUUAAGGCAAAUCAUAUGUCCAUCAUAAUUUAUACAUAUAUAUAUUAGAGAUUAUUUAACCAUUGUGAUUAUGUUUGUGUUUCAUUAGGAGGAGGUUACUGAAAACCAAAAAUCCUUUAAGUCUGCAGGACUUCUUCACAUUAAGCAAAAUAUUAUUUUGCAUGAACAGCCUUUCACUUUGCUCAUCAGAGUAAAUCAUUAUUUUUAAUGCAGUAAAAGGCUUAUGAAAGGCAAC